CAAAGUAUAUUUAAUAGUGCAUUUAUAAUACCUACCUGGAGUAUUUUUUACAUUUAAUUUUAAUUGUUGAGCCUCUUACUGAUCUUUACUUUUUUUGUCUGCACUAAAAAUUAUUCUGAAUAACUCAUACUUACUUAUUAGCUUUAAUCGAAGAACUUCAUUCUUGAAGUUUUACUUUAUAAUAACUUAAUGAUUUGAAUCGAAUUUUUUAUUAAUAAUACUAAUUUACUUGGUACAUGUUUGGCGUUUUUACCCAAAAUUGUUGCAUGAAUUAUCAAUAAUUUUCAUUCGUAAUGUAAAUAAAUGAUGUGGCAAGAUGCCCACGCUUUCUAAUUUGUUUCCUGGAGUCUAAUUUUGUACUCUCUAACUAUCUUAAAGAAGACGAGGAUAAAUAUUUUUCUAAGCGAAAAUAAUUACACCACACACCACACUUACGUGAAAUUUCUGUAAUAUUAUUUUCUAAAGUUUAAUAUUAACAGAAGAAACUUUCCUGGAAAAUCGACUGUUGGACGAUUGAGAUGUAUAUGAAGACUAUUUAAAAUGAUACAUCACUCACCAACCGUGUCAAUUGUCAAUUAAGAAAAAUAUUUUCAUUGCGAAUCACGAAAAUAACUGUGUAAAAUGUACUAUAGUUCCUAUUACUUGAGUCGCAAACUCUUUGCCAUUGAUAUUUUAUAUAAUUAAUAUAUUUUCUUAUAUCAUGUGCGAGCACUGCUUAAUAAAGCAGUAUUUUGUAAAUACAUGUCAGUACCCUCCAACGACUCUGUUAUAUUUUAGUUAAAAUUGGCUAUAACUUUCAAUUACUACUAACAUAAGAACGAAAUUGUGAUAAGACAUUACUCUUAUUAAGAUUGCAACUGCGAAAAAUCUUGCAUAAUGUAGGUAUUAUAAAUAUUUGAAGUAAAGAUGAAAUGAAAAAAAGAAAAGAAAAAAAGUGUCAUGUUUACCAUGAAUUAUACCGCAUCCCUUCUUCUCUCGAAAAAACUAUAAUGGUCACAUGUUACAAAGUAAAAAAUCGCAGCGUCAUUCAAACUAGCUUAUGCGAGCUUUAAAAAUCGCCACCUACAUCUCACGAUGCAACUAAACUUGAUAACAAAGAGUCGCUCGUUUAGCGUCUGUCUGCUGCGCCAAACGUCAAUAACAUGCCCAAACAAACAAUCACGCAGUCGUUCGUUCCGCAUCGUGGCAUAUUUUAAUCGUUUUUUGUAAAAUUUAGUUGUAAAUCUAUGCGCUACGUUCUAUUUUUGUUUGAUUGUUAAUGAACAUAAACGAACAAAAUCGAACUGAACAAAAAAUUCGAACGAAAUCAUGAGCAACACAAAACAUUUGACAAUCGGCUCGAAGGCGCCACCAUUGCAACCGGGUAAAUUAAGACUUUACAGUAUGAGAUUUUGCCCUUAUGCUCAAAGAAUUCACCUGGUUUUGGACGCAAAAAAUACACCGUAUGAUGUGGUUUAUGUAAAUCUUAGUCAAAAACCAGAGUGGUUGCAAGAAAAAAGUCCUCUAGGGAAAGUGCCAUGUCUAGAAUUGGAGAAUGGAGAAACUUUAUAUGAAAGCCUUAUUAUAGCUGAAUAUUUGGAUGAAAUGUAUCCUGAUCAUCGCUUGUAUCCAACAGAUCCACUGUAUAAGGCAAAAGACAAGCUUUUAAUCGAGAGAUUUAAUGAUGUUAUAACUAGCAUGUAUAAAUUGUAUUUAGGAAAAGUUGUAGAUAAAGAUUUAUUUGAAGAGGCUCUAGAAGGUUUGGAUUUAUUCGAUCAAGAAUUGAUAAAAAGAGGAACACCCUUUUUUGGUGGUUCUCGACCAGGAAUGCUAGACUUGAUGAUUUGGCCUUGGUGUGAAAGAGCUGAUAUCAUACAAAUUUUAAGAGGUGAUCAAUACAUCAUUCCAAAUGAUCGAUUUUCCAGAUUGCUUCAGUGGAAAAAUGCUAUGAAAGAAGAUACAGGUGUUAAGAAGAGCUAUUUAGAUUCAGAAACUCAUGCUAAAUAUAUGAAAAGUCGCCAAGCUGGAACCCCUCAAUAUGAUUAAAAAAAUGUUGAAGAACAUAAUUAUCGGAUAGCAAUGAACAAUUUUGACACUCCAAAUUAUUUGUGAUACAGCACAAGCUUUUAAUUUUUUAACUUUUAAUACACUUCACACAAUAUAAAUAAUGUAAUUGAUAGUUCUAUUACUUUAAGGACGGAAAGUAGAACACAGUUUAAGAUCAACAUCAAUUUUUAAGAUAGUAAAAUAUAGCAUUUAUAAUGUAACUAUUUACACUUUUAUAAAUUCUGUUAUUAAACAAAUCUAAUUAAAAAACAUAGAAUAUAAACCAUAGAUUAAGAAAAUAAUAAAAGUCAAACAAGCAGCAACAA
Molecule: messenger RNA, 2351 nt
Organism: Trichogramma pretiosum
Lineage: Eukaryota; Metazoa; Arthropoda; Insecta; Hymenoptera; Trichogrammatidae
Product: pyrimidodiazepine synthase-like
Exons: 6
Coding region: 1309-2025 (238 amino acids)
Biological process (GO): glutathione metabolic process
Cellular component (GO): cytoplasm
Molecular function (GO): glutathione transferase activity; glutathione dehydrogenase (ascorbate) activity
Source: RefSeq, a predicted model, not a curated record